Molecule: messenger RNA, 1557 nt
Organism: Penicillium atrosanguineum
Lineage: Eukaryota; Fungi; Ascomycota; Eurotiomycetes; Eurotiales; Aspergillaceae
Exons: 4
Coding region: 1-1557 (518 amino acids)
Biological process (GO): transmembrane transport
Cellular component (GO): membrane
Molecular function (GO): transmembrane transporter activity
Source: RefSeq, a predicted model, not a curated record
AUGGCGGGAGAUAAGGAUAUCGUCGCCCACGAGGUUGGCCUGGAUGCAGGCGCGCAGGAUGAUCUCGACAUGGAGCGCAUGGGCAAGGUCCAAGAGUUUAAGAGAAACUUCAAAUUCUACUCGAUCUUCGGUUUGACUACCACGUUAAUGGCCUCGUGGGAAUCGAUCCUACUCACCGCUGCCUAUGGCCUGACCGACGGUGGCCGCGCCGGCAUGGUCUACGUUUAUAUCGCUUCCUUUGUGGGAUUCUUCGCCUCGGUGGUGUCGAUGGCGGAAAUUUCUUCCAUCUCGCCCACGAGCGGUGGUCAAUAUCACUGGGUUAGCGAGUUUGCCGCUCCCCGUUACCAGCGCUUCUUCAGCUAUCUAACCGGAUGGCUGUCCGUCUUGGGCUGGCAAGCGGCGUAUGCCAGUAUUUGCUUCCUAUGCGGUACCCUGAUCCAGGGCCUGCUCGUCUUCAACUACUCUGGUGACUCGGGCUAUGUCUAUGGCUUCGAGCGCUGGCACGGUACCCUGUUGACGAUUGCUAUUGCGGCCGUCGGAACCCUGGUGAACACCUACGGGGCUAAGUUCCUGCCUCCUCUGGAAGGUGUGAUUUUGUUCCUUCACCUUGGCGGAUUUGUUGCUGUCAUGGCCGUCAUCUGGGGAAUGUCCUCUGGGACGCAGCAGGCGUCUGGGUAUACUGUUUGGCAAGAAUUCACCAACUCGGGCGGCUGGUCGAGUGUAGGUCUAGCCUGUCUGGUGGGCCAAUUGACUCCUAUCUUCUCCUGGACUGGCCCCGAUGCCGCUACUCACAUGGCCGAGGAAGUGCAGAAUGCUUCUUUCGUCGUGCCCUGGUGCAUGGUUUCCACCGCAUUAAUCAACGGUGGUCUUGGUUUCAUCAUGCUGAUCACCUUCCUCUACAACAUGGGCAGCCUCGAGGCCGCUCUGGGCGCUAGCAGUGGCUUCCCCUUUCUCACAGCCGUUCAACAUGCCACCGGUUCGGUGGGUGCCACUAACGGCGUGGCCGCAAUCAUCCUCAUCAUGGAAGUCUGCAGUGCCAUUGGUAUUCUCGCCACAGCGUCUCGACAAACAUUCGCUUUCGCUCGUGACAAUGCGCUUCCCUUCUCUCGCUCCUUGGCUCAUGUCAACAAGCGCACUCAGAUCCCCACCGUCUCCGUGCUGGUCUCGACUAUCAUCACCGUUCUACUUAGCUUGAUCAACAUCGGCUCCACUGCAGCCUUCAACGCGGUCGCUUCAGUCAUGAUUGCCGCUCUUUUCACUACCUAUAUCCUUUCUAUUCUCGCAUUCAUUCGCGCCCGAUUCCAACCGGGUGGUAUUCCCCGGUCCCGCUUCUCCCUCGGCAAAUUCGGUCUCGCCAUCAACGUUUUCUCGGUCGCAUAUCUCUGCUUCGCCAUUAUUUUCACCUUCUUCCCUACUACCAACAACCCAACACUCGUCAGCAUGAAUUGGUCCAUCCUUGUCUUUGGCGUUGUGGUCAUCUUCGCCAUUGUCCAAUACUUGGUACACGGUCGCCGCAUUUACGAAGCGCCCGUCACCCAGGUCCGCAAGGAACAGUGA